GCACCCUGCUGACACGCAGACAACAGGGCAACACACCGGCCAACCACUAACUGCUGUAAUUCUCCGGCAAUGCCGCCGGUGAUUCCUCCAGCGCCUCCACCACUACCGCCGUCGGAGCCCUAAGAGUGUCACCCCCAGUGCAACGCCGCUACUGGAAUCUGACUGAUCUCGAGGCUCCGACGAUGGAUCAGCCCAAGCAAUCGUCGCCUCAGAACCUGAAACACCGGGUUUUCACCUGCCUCACCAAGCUUUCCGACCGGGAUACCCAGUCCAUCGCCGCCACGGAGCUCGAGUCCAUUGCUCGAACCCUCACUCAGGACCUGCUCCCGCCGUUUCUAUCAUGCAUUCACCAGACCGACCCCUCCGACAAGUCUCCGGUCCGCAAACAAUGCGUCAGACUCCUCGGAAUCCUCUCUGAGACCCACGGGGAUGCCCUGUCACCCUUCCUCUCGAAAAUGCUCUCUAACCUUAUCCGCCGACUCCGUGACCCCGACUCCGCCGUCCGAUCCACAUGCAUCAAUGCCAUCUCCGCCAUGUCCUCUCACAUCACCAAACCUCCGUUCUCCUCCAUUGUUAAGCCGCUCGCUGAAACUCUAUUCACUGAGCAGGAUCACAACGCGCAGAUCGGCGCCUCGUUGUGCCUCGCUUCGGCGAUCGACGCUGCGCCGGAUCCGGAUCCUGCACUGUUGCGAAGGCUGUUGCCGAGGAUCGAGAAGCUCCUGAAGUGUGAUAGCUUCAAAGCGAAGCCGGCGGUUUUGACUCUAAUUGGAAGCAUUGUGGAAGCCGGUGGUGCGACGAGUUACAAUGUGGUGAAGAAUUUGGUGCCUUGUGCGGUGGGAUUUUUGAGCAGUGAGGACUGGGCGGCAAGGAAGGCGGCGGCAGAGGUUCUUGUGAAGCUGGCUGUGAUGGAGAGAGAUAUGUUGUCGGAGUUCAAGUCUUCUUGUCUGAAGACAUUUGAGGCUCGAAGAUUCGACAAGGUGAAGGCUGUGAGAGAUACUAUGAAUCAGAUGUUGGGAGCUUGGAAGGAGAUUCCUGAUGUUUCCAAUGAUGUCUCGCCACCGCCGCAAUCACAAUCAUCUUCCAAAGAGAAUGCAAGUGAUGGGCGCUACCCACUUGAGUCCAGAAAUUCUUGCACUGGUGGCUCUGAAGUGCCUCUGAUGAGGAAGAAAUCCAUUCCAACCAGUAUAUCGCCUCAGCUCAAUAGUUCAUCUGCAACCACUGUGAGGAGGAGAGGUCCUGUAGAUAAAUCAGGUUCAGCAAUGUUCCGGAAGCUGGAGCGUAAGAAGCCUUCUGAUUUGAAAGUGGAAGUUACUGCUCCUCAUGCUCCCUCUGCCAUGAGGAUUCGUGAGGAUGGCCUUAAGAAGAAAGAUGAGAAAGCUCCAGAAAGAGGGGAGAAUGAGAAAAAUAGGUUCACAAAGCCAGAAACAAGGCGAGUCCUCUUCACUAAGAAUUCAGAUGACAUGAUGAAUAAGUUUGGUGGAUUCAGGUCUGGAUCUCGUGUGGUUCCAUAUCAAGAGGAGAAUUCUGAGACUACUGUUGAAGUGAGUAACACUACUGAGGUUCCGCAUAGAAACCAUAAAGAGGGUGAGGAUCUAUCUCUGAUCCGUAAGCAGCUUGUUCAGAUUGAAAACCAGCAAUCCAGUCUGCUAGAUCUCCUCCAGAAAUUCAUGGGAAGCUCCCAGAAUGGAUUGAGAUCUCUGGAGACGCGUGUUCAUGGCCUAGAGCUCGCAUUGGACGAGAUCUCAUUUGACUUGGCUGUGUCAAACAGAAGGAUGUCAAGCACAGACACUGCAGGAGCCACAUGCUGCAUGCUACCUGGUGCUGAUUUUCUGAGCUCCAAGUUUUGGAGGAAAACAGAAGGCCGGGGAUCAACAUCAAGGUUUUCUCCUUCUCAUGCCACUCAAUCAGGCACUGCCAUGCGCUACAUAGCUGGAAAGAAUGACAAUGCUGGAACAUUCAAGUCGGAGAACCUAAGGUUUCGGCUCCAGGGUGGUGGUGGAUUUGUUGUGAAUCCAUUGGCCGAGAUUCCCAGUGAUUCAAGGGAUAUUUCAGAAGUCUCGUCAAAUAGAAUUUCAAGGAAUGCUCACGAGACUGCCUAGCCGUGACUGACAAAUUACAAAUAAGUAUAUAACCAUGGAAGUGUAAGUUUCAAUUCCAGCCUUAUUCCACCUAGCUACGUCACGGAGUCUUACUAUUGUUGAUGAGAACUGCUGCAUGAUAGUUGGAACGUAAGGUUUGAGUCAUUUUCAGCAGACAAUGAAGAAGCCCCGAUAUAAUGAAGGAAAGUCGAAGGCGGCUUAUCUUGUUGCAGAUAUGCGUUGGGUAAUAGAGCAGUUGCUUGAGGAUUGCAUAAUGGAAGCACUUAGAGUUGAGUGAAUACUGGUGGAAGCAGAUUACCCUAUAAAAGUCCAUCUCUCCAUACCCUCAGUAAAGUUGAUUCAACUCUAAUAAUCCAUUACUUAGUACAGUAAUAUUUUCCCAUGUCAUUGAAUUCCUUUCUUUCAAGUAAAAUUGAAGACGAGAGAGAGAAAAAAAAGAAGAGUUAACCGCCGCCAUGUUGCAAUGGUGGGACCUGUAUAGAGAAAACGUUUUUUUUUUUUUGUUUUUUUUGUUUUUCUGUCAAAAACCUGGAUGGGUAUUUGUUAUCACUGAAUAUGAAGUGAGAAUGAAGGUGUGAUUAUGGUUACUA
Molecule: messenger RNA, 2689 nt
Organism: Vitis riparia (riverbank grape)
Lineage: Eukaryota; Viridiplantae; Streptophyta; Magnoliopsida; Vitales; Vitaceae
Product: TORTIFOLIA1-like protein 3
Exons: 4
Coding region: 183-2099 (638 amino acids)
Cellular component (GO): microtubule
Molecular function (GO): microtubule binding
Source: RefSeq, a predicted model, not a curated record